AAUGAGAGUAAUAUACAUUCUUAUAAUAAUUUGAUCAAACCAACAAAUCUGUCAAAAUAUCCUGGAGGUUUAGAGAGAAUUCCAAGGAUUCAAGAUUUUUUUAUUAUUAUACUGUGAUUUAUAUUUUCACAUGAAGGAGACGGCGAGCAGGGGCACGAGCAGAGGCAGAAGUGGGUGUGGGAGUGGGAGUGCUUGCACAGGCAGUAAAGGAGUUUUUGUGAAGGGUGGGAGUGACAAUGGAAUGGAUGAAGGGGAUGGUGAAGGUGAGAAAGGGGAGCUGGUUGACGAAUGGUGGAGGUGCAGCUCGUAUGUGGAUGAUGAGGAUGAUUCCCUUUUGGCGUCAUGGUUGGAAGCUCAGAGGAAUGUGUCUGGGUUUGAUAAGUAACAUGUUUCCCUCUUGGAUCUGUGGAUGGAGGCUAAGAGGAACCGUUUCUCUAGUACCUACUACUACCCUAUUUUUUGUUGGCAUUGGCAGGGCAGGGUUGGUUCUACUAACCCAUCGGUUGUCGAUAUUUACAAGGAAAGCAGGUCACUCUAUGUUCAGCUGGCAUCUCCAUGUGUUAGUGCAGCUUAAUCUUCACGUCCUUGAUUCCAUUGAGUUCCUGACCAUCUUCAAGCUUUGCUUGCCUUGCAACCCGAGGAAUUGAGAGAUUGCAACUCUAUCAGAAUCUCACAUCAUUUCAGUAUAUUCUUAUCCUGCAUAGCGUUGAGCUUCUCUCUUAUCUCAGUUAACUGGUUAAGACAUACAGUAUCCUUCUAUCCUUGGCAGUGUUGCGUUAACCCAUUGUAUUAUAGUUCUUCCUCCCUGUAGGAUAUGGAGGAUGCAGCCUCUGUUUUGCUAGUCCUUCGGAAGCUUCUUCCCAUCAAAUUUUAAUUCCUCACCUUCAUAAGAUCAUUUAGAUCGAUCCUGGAAUUGGUGUUGUUACCAAAGUUUAUCCAUUUAAACAACAACAUGCAAUGGAAAAUGUUUCUGCUGUGUGUUGAUUUUAGAGAUGUAGAUGUACUUCACUUUAUUUGUAUAUCAUCUUAUUACUGCCAAAUAGUGUGGAAUUUGAAUUUCAACUUGUUAUUGCUAAGAAUUAGAUUGUGUUAUGUGAGUAUAUGCUUUCGUAGUAAUUUGACAAUCAAAGCAAUAAUAUAAAAUUCUAUGACGAAUUUUUCUGAGGUAUCGGUUGCACAGUUGUGGAUGAUCAUGGUCUUGUCCAUGAUUUAGUGGAAUCGGUACGCAUCUCUGAAUGGGCAUGACACUUUCCUUGAAAGAUAUACAAGGUGCAUUGGCGAUGCCCAAGGAGUUAUUGGCAGGAGUUGUGCUGCAGUAUACAGUCAUGCCAAUUUCAGGAGCUCUUGUAAGCAAAUUAUUAGGCUUACCUUCCCAUUAUGCAGCAGGAUUAGUAUUGGUUGCUUGCUGUCCUGGAGGGACUGCAAGUAAUGUGGUCACUUAUUUAGCACGGGGAAAUGUGGCGCUUUCUGUUCUUAUGACGGCUGCUAGCACCUUCUUAGCUGUGAUAAUGACACCCCUGCUAACGGCAAAACUUGCAGGACAGUAUGUUGCAGUUGAUGCAGGUGGUCUGCUUGCCUCAACGCUGCAGGUGGUUCUUCUACCAGUCGUAACUGGAGCCAUUAUGAAUCAAUAUAUUCCAACAAUAGUGAGCAAACUUUCUCCAUUUACACCUCUUGUAGCAAUUGUUGCUGUCUCAGCACUCUGUGCUAGUGCAAUAGCACAAAAUUCUUCUGCUAUUCUGUCUUCUGGUGGACAAGUUGUUGUAGCAGUAGGUGCUCUUCAUUUGGCUGGAUUCUUCUUUGGUUUUAUACUUUCUAAGCUUCUUGGCUUCAAUAACUCGACUUCGAGGACCAUCUCUAUAGAAGUUGGCAUGCAGAAUUCUGUUCUAGGAGUGGUCCUUGCAGGCCAGCAUUUUAGCAAUCCUUUGACGGCAGUGCCAUGUGCUGUCUCCAGUGUCUGCCACUCAAUUUUUGGCAGUGCUUUGGCUGGGUAUUGGCGCCUGUCCUCUGACAAUGGAGUUAAGGUCAAGUACUCAUAGCUGUCACACAGAUAUUUUGAUGCCCAAUUCUGACAUUGUUUAGCAGGUUGCAUAAAUUUCCAGAGACUCAGAAUACAGAUAAUCUGUUCAUGCCAUAAAAUAUGAGAUCUUGACGGGAAUCUUUACAUCAAACUUUUUUUCUGUUCAAUCUGCUUGCUCUUCAGUUUUUCUUGUGUGCCUUGCAUGAACAUCUCUUGAACACCAUUAAAAUGUGUAAUUGACUUCUUGGCUUCAAAGAAUACAAAAAUAACUGCCCCUUUCCAGGGCUCUUAUCUUUA
This is a messenger RNA of Cryptomeria japonica (Japanese cedar), 2317 nucleotides long. Its product is annotated as probable sodium/metabolite cotransporter BASS1, chloroplastic. Gene Ontology annotation, cellular component: membrane. Lineage: Eukaryota; Viridiplantae; Streptophyta; Pinopsida; Cupressales; Cupressaceae. The coding region runs from base 1236 to 2039 and encodes 267 amino acids. The transcript is spliced from 8 exons. The record is from RefSeq and is a predicted model, not a curated record.